GUAGGCAAAGUAAAAUUUGCACUGAAGGUUCUUCUGGAUCUCAAGGAAGGAUUGUGAGGAGAAGGAGAAAGGGAAGGGAAGGAUGAGUGAAGACGCAGCCACCAGUGACAAGGGAGAUAGUCUUGAAGCUCUAAUGAAUGAGAAUGUCCUGAGCCGAGUGGCCAGCCUCCCUUUGGUCAGUGCUCUGUACAACCUCUGUGCCUCCUGGUAUAGCCAUGCCAAAGAAACCCAUCCAUAUUUCAGCAAGGCUGCCAACGUGGUGGAGACAGUUACUGCCGUGGCAGUAGGGAUCGUCGUAGGGGGCACACAGCCGAUUCUCAACCAUGUCGUGCCCCGCAUUUCAGCAGUGAACAAUUUUGUGAACCAGGGGCUUGACAGAAUAGAGGAGACUCUACCCUGCCUCCACCAGCAACCCACCCAGCUGUAUGAAGAUAGCUGCAACUUAACGAAAUCAGUGGUUUCUUCCACGGUCAACACAGCCAAAGAUGCUGCUUUUGGAGCCAAAGAUAUCGUAACACACAGAGUGGCAGAAGCUGUAGACAUCACCAAGGACAUUGUGCGUGACAGUGUCGGCCUGACCAAGUCAGUGGCGUCUUCCACAAUGAACUCUGCCAGGGAGGCUGCAUUUGGGGCAACGGAUCUGAUGUCCCAUAGAGUGGCUGAUGUUGUCAACUUAACCAAAGGGACUGUUCAUGACACCCUCGGCUUGACCAAGUCAGUGGCGUCUUCCACAAUGAACACUGCCAGGGAGGCUGCAUUUGGGGCCACGGAUCUUGUGACCAGUCGAAUGGGCGACAUUGUCAACUUGACCAAAGGGACCGUUCAGGACAGUGUUGACUUGACUAAGUCAGUGAUGAAUUCCACAGUUAACACCACCAAAGACGCCACAUUUGGGGCCACAGAUCUCGUGACCCACAGAGUGGCCGACAUCGUCAACUUGACCAAAGGGACCGUUCAGGACAGUGUUGACUUGACCAAGUCAGUGAUGAAUUCCACAGUCAACACUGCCAAAGAUGCUGCAUUUGGGGCCACAGAUCUCGUGACUCACAGAGUGACGGACAUCGUCAACUUGACCAAAGGAACCGUUCAGGACAGUGUUGGCUUAACCAAGUUGGUGGUGGCUUCCACAGUGAAUACUGCUAAGGAUGUUGCAUUUGGUGCCAAAGAUAUUGUGACCAGUCGAAUGGGUGACAUCAUCAACUUGACCAAAGGGACCGUUCAGGACAGCGUUGACUUGACCAAGUCAGUGGUGUCC
Messenger RNA from Eublepharis macularius, 1255 nucleotides. Its product is annotated as perilipin-4-like. NCBI's taxonomy places the organism in Eukaryota, Metazoa, Chordata, Lepidosauria, Squamata, Eublepharidae. Gene Ontology annotation, cellular component: lipid droplet; cytosol. The transcript is spliced from 5 exons. The record is from RefSeq and is a predicted model, not a curated record. Gene Ontology annotation, biological process: lipid storage; positive regulation of triglyceride storage. The annotation marks the transcript as partial.